AUUGAUCAAAUUUACAGGGCUCAGAUACCUUUCGCGGCUCGCGCAGACGGACGUUUUGAACCGUUGAAAAAGUGGCAUAAAGAAUGAACUUGACUGCUCAUCGCUGCAGCAGCGAAAGACCCAGCGAAUCGAAGAGCGGCAAAAUGAGUGGGAGGAAGAUCGUCACCAGCUGUUUGCUGAUCGUCCUAUUUUCUACAAAAUAUUCGCAAUCCCCGCUGUUUUCGAUGGAAUGGCUUCGAUCCGGGGCCAUCACGAAAAUGCCUCACUGCCCGACGCGCGGUUCCCUGUGA
This is a messenger RNA of Notodromas monacha, 290 nucleotides long. Lineage: Eukaryota; Metazoa; Arthropoda; Ostracoda; Podocopida; Cyprididae. The record is from the annotation of a GenBank genome assembly.